Exophiala viscosa is the source of this 2336-nucleotide messenger RNA. RefSeq names its product quinon protein alcohol dehydrogenase-like superfamily. The transcript has 2 exons. Gene Ontology annotation, molecular function: actin filament binding. Gene Ontology annotation, biological process: actin filament depolymerization. Gene Ontology annotation, cellular component: cortical actin cytoskeleton. The coding region runs from base 117 to 2006 and encodes 629 amino acids. The record is from RefSeq and is a predicted model, not a curated record. Lineage: Eukaryota; Fungi; Ascomycota; Eurotiomycetes; Chaetothyriales; Herpotrichiellaceae.
CAGCGGAGUUCAGACACGCUGGGUUCCACGUGCGAACUUCAUUGACAUUGUUCUACACAAACCCGGCCAGACUGUCCUUUUAGCCUGCACUAACGACACUCUCCCUAUGCGAGAAGAUGUCGAUAACAGCAGAUGGCAUAUAUGCUGCUCUACCCACCACCACCAGAGGACAGCCCACCCCCCUGUCUGCUGAUUCCAAAGGCGAACGCAUAGCCUACGCAUCCAACAAAUCAAUAUUCAUACGGUCGAUCGAUAACCCAGCCAUAUCGAGCCAAUACACACAACACACAGCUGCAACCACAGUCGCAAGAUUUGCGCCUUCCGGCUUCUACUGCGCGUCCGGCGACGCCUCGGGCAUUGUCAAGGUCUGGGACUGCUCAGCAAACGGAUCAGGAGUAACAAAGGGAGAAUAUCCCAUCAUAUCUGGGCGAAUAAACGACAUUGCAUGGGACGGUGACAGCCAGCGUAUCAUCGCGGUGGGCGACGGGAAACAACGCUACGGGCACUGUGUCACAGCGGAUUCAGGCAACACAGUGGGUGAAAUAAGCGGACACUCUGCACAAGUCCAAGCAGUCAGUAUAAGACAGCAAAGACCACUGAGAGCGGCAACGGCAGGAGAUGACAAGAGUCUCGUGUUCUAUCAUGGAGCACCCUUCAAAUUCAAUGGUAUUCCCGGUCGAGGUAGCCAUAGCAACUUCAUAUACGGCGUGGCUUUCUCUCCAGAUGGAAGUCACCUGCUCAGCGUGGGCGGCGACAGGAAGAUAUACCUCUACGACGGCAAGACAGGAGAACCCAAGACGGAGAUCGCGGACAGCGCAGAAGGCCACCAAGGCAGCAUUUUCGGGGUAUCUUGGUCCAAGGACUCGCAGAGUUUCGUGACAUGCUCAGCCGAUCGGACCGUGAAGACAUGGGACGUCGAAGCCGGCAAGGUCACGCAUAGGUGGUCCUUCGGUGACGUUGCUGCCGUGUCAGACCAGCAAGUCGGCGUUGUCUGGCCUGCAGGCAGGUCGGACGGUCUGAUCAUCUCGUUGUCCCUCAGUGGAGACCUCAACUACUUGCACACGAAUUCCAGCAAACCGACCAAAAUCAUUUCAGGCCAUCAGAAGAACGUUACUGCACUCACCUCCCUGCCUGGAAGGGCUGAUACCGAAAGUGCAACGCUGUGGACAGGCAGUUCCGAAGGUCGAGUGUGCGUGUGGGACGUCGCGACCGGAAUCGCCGACACCAUCGAGGGCGAUGGACACACCAAUAUCAUUUCAGGACUCGCAACGACUUCUGCAAGCAAGCAUCCCCAAGUCUACUCCGUCGGCUGGGACGACUCGUUGAGAACGGUUGACGCCGGAGCAAAGACAUUCACCGGCAAACCUACGAUAUUGUCAUCACAACCAAAAGCACUGACGUGCACGUCGGACGGCCUCCUCGUGGUCGCUCAACUAGAGAGCGUCAUCGUCUACAGCGACGGCGAAGAGGACGGCGAACUACCCUUAAAAUCAACCCCAACAUCGUUGGCGUCCACUGGCAGCACAGUCGCAAUCGGCUCGCAGGAUUCCAGUCUGAGGCUGUUCUCCGUGACGCCAGGAAAAGCACCGAAACAAACUGCAGUGGUCGAGCAAGUCUCCGCCACGCCCUUGACCGCCAUAUCUUUCUCUCAUGACGGAUCGAUGGUCGCAGUUGGCACUGCGGCCGGUAAGAUUUACGUCUACAAGAUCAGCACGGGCGUAACUGGCCUGCUCACAGGAUCUUCGUCCUUGGACUUAGUCACGGAUCGAUGGAGCGCACAUACAGCCAAGAUCACCUCUAUUGCGUGGAAUCCAGAAGGUACUGGCGCCGUCUCGGGCAGUCUGGAUACCAAUCUGUUUGCGUGGAGUCUCAAAGAACCUGGAAAGAGAGUCAAGGAGACGAAUGCACACAAGGAAGGCGUCAAUGGCGUUGUCUGGUUGGGAGACACGGUUUACAGCACUGGUGCGGAUGCUACGGUGAAAAAGUGGAAAGUCAAGAUAGCUUAGACAUGGUGCUCGACGGGCUACGACUGACGGCCACCAAGCUAGAUGAUUGAAUGUUCACGAGGCUGACGCGACAAGUAUGAUCUUCUCACAAGUGGCUUCCCCUUUCUUUUUGGUGCGAGUGAUGUGAUGCAGCCUUGUUAGGUAGCAGCGUCACGAGCCACAUAUGAUGCGCUCUAAACGAUCCUGACUUAUACUUAUGUUCUUGAUCCCCAUGCCCCUCGCAGAGACUGUACGCCUUGCGAGGUGGAUAGCGUUGUGACCCGUUCGAUUCGCUCCAAUAUCCGAACGAGUUCUUCCUGCUCUUCAGGUGUUUUCAAGCUCUGUCCACCU